Cornus florida is the source of this 2118-nucleotide messenger RNA. Its product is annotated as protein SICKLE. Lineage: Eukaryota; Viridiplantae; Streptophyta; Magnoliopsida; Cornales; Cornaceae. The transcript has 4 exons. The record is from RefSeq and is a predicted model, not a curated record. Bases 330 to 1601 code for a protein of 423 amino acids. Gene Ontology annotation, biological process: miRNA processing; mRNA splicing, via spliceosome.
AGCGAUUUGGUGCUGAUCAUGGGAAGUGAUACACCUUCACUUACCUAAUAAAAGCUAGAGAGAGAAAGUAUAACCCACCUCGGCAAUCAACGCACUGCCUAUCGAUCGUUUCUCCAAUCGUUUCUCCGUCCAGUGUCCUGACGAAAAGUGCUCGACGUCGCCGGCGAAAUACGACAACGGCGCUCACUUCGGAGGCUUCUCAUCGGCGACCGGCGACACAGGUUAUUGAGUUCGCUCCUUUACUUUUCGCAUUCAUUCCCUCUGUCCCGGCUAGUCAUAGAACAAUUGCAGCUUUACGGCUCCACAAGUGCAAGCUUCAAUAAGAUUUAAUGGAGGAAUCAGUAAAGAGAAGGGAAAGACUGAAAGCAAUGCGUAUGGAAUCGUCACAAGCUGGAAGUUAUAAUGAAGUUGACGAUUCUGCUAUAUCUCAUAACCUAUCCAAUCCGUUAAUUGAAACCUCUGUUACUCCGCCAGUACAGCACGCUGCUCCGAGGUUUGAUUAUUACACAGACCCUAUGGCAGCUUUCUCCAGCGACAAGAGGAGCAAGGUCAGCAAUCAGAUCUCACCACAGCAUAUCAGACCCCCAACCGGACCAAGGAACCCUGAAAUGACUCCCUCUGCAGCUCAUCAAGUCCAAACCAAUUAUUCUCUGGACCAGAGAAUGUACCCAGCGCGAAGCCCUCAUCAUAGAUCUGGUCCUUACAGAAGCCCAAUGGCAACUCCCUCUCCAGCUCAUCAAUCCCAAACCAAUUAUCCUCCUGACCAGAGAAUGUACCAAGCACGAAGCCCUCAUCAUAGCUAUGGUCCUUACAGAAGCCCAAUGGCGACUCCCUCCCCAGCUCAUCAAGCCCAAACCAAUUAUCCUCCUGACCAGAGAAUGUACCAAGCACGAAGCCCUCAUCUCAGCUCUGAUCCUUACAUAAGCCCAAUGGGAAUAACCAGUCCUUUUGGUGCGCAUCAAGGAACUCCUUCUGGGGUUUGGAAUGGUUCUGGGGCCACAUCUAGCUACGGCUUUCCAUAUAAUUCACCAAGAGGUGGUAACUUCCCCAGCACUGGACCUGGACAGGGAGGUAGUCCCAGUUUUAAUUCAGGGCAGGGCAGAGGCCUUCUAUAUGAUUCACCAAGAGGUGGUAACUUCCCCAGCACUGUACCUGGACAGGGAGGCAGUCCCAAUUUUCAUUCAGGGCAGGGCAGAGGGCACUGGUUCAGCAACAGUCCCAGCCCUGGUUCAGGACAUGGAGCCUGCUCUAGUCCUAAUACGGGAAGAGGCAAGGGUCGUUGGUCAGGCAGCGGCAUGAGCCCUGGUUCUGGACGGAGUGGCGGGAGAGGAUUUCGUUCUCGUAAUAAAGCAGAGCUUAGACCAGAUCUGUACUACAACAAAUCAAUGGUAGAAGACCCAUGGGAGUUUUUGGAACCCGUUCCCUGGAAGACCCCGGACUCUCAAGAGUCGUGGCUUCCGAAAUCUAUUAGCGUGAAGAAACCCAGAGUUUCUGAAGCUUCAAAUCAUCACAGCUCUCAGCCAAGCCUUGCUGAAUACCUGGCUGCCUCCUUUAAUGAAGCCGCCAACCAUAAACCUAAGACUGAUGAACCAAGUGUGUGACUCACAAUUUUGCAAGGUAGCUGUCACUGUACUUCUGCGCAAUCUAUCUAGAUGGCUAAUCAGAGAACCAGAAAGGCGUCUGUUGGGAUGAUUGAUGCCUAAGACUUGAGAGUGCCAAGAAAUUUCAUACACCAUUUUCUGGAAGUUGUCAGGAGAUCCAACUUUAAGGUAGAGUUUAUAUUGACGAUGACAGGGACUUGGGGGCAGAUGAUAUGGAGCUUCAUCAGACCAUCCUUCUGGGAGGUUAGAUGGUUAAUCUGUAUCUAAGCCAACCUUUGUUUCAGCUCUAUGUCUGAAUGCUUUGUUUAAAACAUUUUCAAGAACAAAAGCAACUUGACUAUCAAGAACAAAGGGGACAUUAACCAAAAAAGUAUUGGAAAAGGCAUAACAGGAUGUUGAAUUCUCGUGAUUUAAUCCUUUUCUUUGUUUAUCUGUCGCUUUUUCUUUUUUUUUUUAUUCAAUACGUCCAUAGUGAGAUUUGAACUUUCAAUCUUUCCCUUUGAGAAGGAAAGAUCGU